ACACGAACAAAGUUUUGACAGCGAACAUGGAAAGUCUCCCUUGAAAACAUAAAUAAAUGGCCACCGUUUAUGUUACGUUCUUCCUAAUCGUUCAAUUCUAUGUUUGUAAAAUGGAGGAUGAUAGCGAAGAUAGGUUAAUGAAAAUAUCAAGGAGAGAAACACGUUGGAGCAUGAAUUCCCAAAGACUAGAAGAAAUAGUGGCGGAGUUGAUGAAGCCCAUCAGCGACGUCCGCCGAAACUUCGACACGGACCUCAGCGCGUUGUUGGAGGAAUACCUGACGGAGGCGGGGCUCCAUGCUCUGGAGCAGAGCGAGGAGAAUGACCCAAGCCCCACAGAGCCCAACUUUGCGGAGAUAGCUCUGUUACUGCAGCAGUCAGCUAAUAUUUACAGUCGGAAAGUUGACUUCCUGUACCAACAUGUGCUCAGUGUCAGUGACUCUUUAAAUAAUAGCAUAGCAGAAGAAACAGUUCAUGAAGAUGCGGAACAAGUGCAAUCAUCGUCUGCAAAUAGACGAAGGACCAGAGGCCAAGUGGGGCCUGAGGAGUUUGAGCCCAUAGCACUGGAGCCAAGCGCGAGUGCUCGCAGGGACUGUGUAGGGCUUCGACCUCCACCGACCCUCCCGCGCAUGUACAUAGAACUCGAGCCGCGCCAGCUCACUGACGCCGAUGUGCAGCUACAAGAUGCUGCAGGGGAGCCUAUCGGGGUUCUGGCCGACUUCCACGUGGGCUGGAGAUUACAGGGUGGUUUCCUAGUGGAAGAGCUGGAGUCCACAGAGUACAGCGGCGGGCCGCAGCUGCUGGAGCGGCUGCGCGCGCCGCCGUCCCCGUCGGGGGGGCCCGCGGUGCCGCCGCUGACGCUGGGGCAGCUGGCCGCGCCGCCGCCGCCCCCCUCGCCCUUCCCGCCGCCCUCGCCCUUCCACUGCUCCACGCCGCUGCCGGCCCCCCCGCCGCUGCCGCCGCCGCCGCCCAACAAGCGCGAGCGCAAGCGCCGCUGCGACGCGCUACCGGACGCCGGCGCCGCCGCCGCCGCCAAGCUGCUCGUGUGCGAAGAGGUGCUGACGAAGCUGAGCGGGUGCGGCGCGUGCGGCGAGUUCAGCGAGUUCAGCGUGCCGCAGCGCUGGAUCCGGCGCGUGGUGGAGCGGCGCAGCGGCGCCGUGCUCGCCGCGCGAGUGCGCGCGCGCUCCCGCGCCCCGCCCGCCGAUUUCAGAGGGUUCGAUAUCACUGAUGGAUCUGAUGCUGGAGGUUUCCUGGGCUGGGUGUCGGCGGAGGCGCAGGAGCGGCUGGGCGCCACGGCGGCCGAGCUGCGGCGGCUGCGGCCCGACGACAGCGAUGACGACGGCUUCUUCGAGCUCAGCUCCUACAGCGACGAGCACGCGCCCUCGCCGCCCGCGCGCCCGCACACCCCGCACACCCCGCACACCCCGCACAACCCGCCAGACGCGCACACCCCGCCCGACGCGCACAACGACACGCAUAACAUUACUUCGCUGAACCAGAACCCCGAGUGGUACCUGUGGCGGGAGCGCGUAUUGGCGCGCAGCAGCGAGGCGGCGCCCGACGUGCAACUCACCGCCGCGCGCCUACUUCGCCGCCUCCGCCCCGCCACGCCUUCGCUUCGUCCCGCCUCCCCUUCGCCCGCCGCGCCUACGCCUCGCGCCGCGCACGUAGACGAGCUGUUGCGCGCGGAGAACGAAGAGCAUGGGACGCAUCCGGCUCAUCUUACGCUCGCCACGCUCUUUCUGGCGAACAGCGGCAACAUUGAGAUCAUCCAAGGCGAACCUCUCACUGUAAACUCGUUCCACGUGCGGCUCGUGUCCGACGACGAGGCGCUGCUGCGGCCCGCCGCUCUCGCCGCGCUCGCCGACUGCAGCUGAGACCGCUCGCACUAGCAGUGCUGUGUGUGCACUGCGGACACACAGACUGAGGGAUACACGCAUAAUAGUCAAAACAUCCGUGUGAGCAGCAAGAAAAAGCCUAUAGUGUGCUAAGAUACAAGAAAAGACGAAUGUUUGCAAGCAUUAACUGCAAUUUGUGCAUCACGGCGUAUCUACCUCUAGUUUGUUUAUAAUACAAUUAUAGAAGAUAAAUAAAAAAGUAUGUAUAACAUACCAUAUACUGAAAGGAAAGAUUAUACAGGUGCCAACCAUAAAAUGAUGAAAAUUUGCACAAUUCUUUGCUCCACGCUUCAAAUAUAAUAAGGCUAUGGACUUCCUCAAUCCUCGAUAUGAAAUAAUUCUAAAAACAUUGGCACACAUUAUUCAGAAUGGCACCAUAGAUCUGCAAUGAGUAAAAAAAAUCUUCAACAUAAUUCUUCAUACACACUGAAAUAAACUACCAUAGUAAAAUACCGUUGCAGUCACUGCCUCCUAGCAAUAUGAAGAUGGAUACCUUUAUUGAAGAUAUGAGCCUAUAUUGUAUAGGUAUCAAUUUGAAGUGAUAACAUACUGAUAGAUUUGUUGAUUAUGUUCCAAAUACUGUAUACAAACUGAGUAAAUGAAACAAACUCAUUAACAUAGGUUGUGUAAAUGUAUUACGCGAAGUAAAGUGACCUACGUGGUGCUACUGUGGAUUGAAUACAAGCAUUAGUGGAACAGGUUCAGUGGCGAUCUAAGUACUGUGUAUAUAUGUACAAUAUUGUUGACUAAGUUAUGAUCUAGUAGUAAGGGGUGUAAAUGAAGAUGAAAUAUCAAUCCAUGGUGACUUUUCAUAGAGCUUUAUUUAUAUGGAACUGUUGCUGAAUUAAUUGGUUUUAAUCCAGUGCUGAUAAUAUAUUUACUUGAAAAUUUAUAUUUAUACACAGCAAGAGUUAUCUAUUAUAUUUUAAUUUAAAAUAUUGUGUUGUAAAUUUCCACGAAAUAUUUAUUCAUCUUCAUUAACACGCAAAGUGCACACAAUUCCGCCUCAAGUUGCCUUUGGAUAAACUAGUUAUAGUCUGUUUUUACCCUCCUAUAUGAUCCGUGUUAUCAAUAACCCAUGUUUUCAACAUCAUAUAUAUUUCUUUACAAAUAACAAAUAACGCUAGGCAUAAAAAAUCUGUUAUAAUUAUAAUUAUUUAUAUGUUGAGGUCUCUAGGUAUUGUUUGGAAAUUGUUACAACUAACUUAAAUUUAAUUUCUUAGCAGCAGUGGUUGUUUGAAAAUUUAUAGUGUAAUUGUUCAGGUUCGUCUAGCCUUGUCUAGUCUUUUAGAUACUAUUGAACUAUAAUCAAAACAAAAAAUACGGCGUUUAAAACAUAUAGGUCUUCAAUAUGAUCAUAUGUACAUAAUAUUCUUAAUUCAAUAGUGAAACCAGAACUAUUAUAAUAUAAUUAUUGUUUGUUUGCUUCUUUCAUUACGAAGAUUAUAAUUAUCCAUUUGGUGAAACUGGAAAGCCCAUCAAUAGACAUCUUAGUAAAAAAUCAAUUCAAUAUAUGUAAUUAAAAAAAAAUUACAAAAAUGUAUGUUUGGAUAAUUUACUUUUAAAUGGAUUAAAAUUUAAGAAAUAUAAUUUAAUUAAUAAUUAUGUAAUGUCUUUUGAAAUUUCUUAAACAUUUUUGUAAGCUCAUAUUAGGACAAUUAAGGAAUACAUACAAAAACGGAAUGAGAAAAAACUAAGAAUUUGUAUAUAAAGUUGUAAAUAUUUGUAAAAAAUGUGAGGUUAUAAGAAUAUUUUGUAAUAUUCAGUAAAUAACAAAUAAUGUGUACAUAAAAAGUAUCAGUAUUUUUAAAAAACAAAGAUAAAUAUUACCAAAUAUUUGCUCUACCAGAGAUCCUAUCUGGUAAAAUAUGGAGUAAAAUAAUUUAUAUAAAGAAAGAAGUAUUGUAUUUGAAUAUUACAAAUUUAAACUCCGUGCAAUUUUAGUAUUUAAAAUAUGUUUAUACAUUGCAUUUCUGAACAUCAUUAUUUUGUCACAUUUUUUCAAAUACUAUGUUUUUGAAGAAUAGAUAUAAAUCCAUACAGAUCCUUGGCUACGUGUUUACUUUCAAGAAACUAUAUGGAACUUGUGUACAAUAUCAUGAGCUUUAUAUUCUAUGAUGAUGGGUUGACACAUGGGUGUUCAAGUUGCAUUGCUUUAAGUUAUAUAAGAUCUUAAUUACAAGUUGCCUGUAAUAAAAUAUAAUAAUAAAUAACAGGCCUCCUGUGAGGGUUCAGACCAUAACCCUCAUAGGAGGCCUGUGUCCCAGCAGUGGGAACAUAUAUGGGCUGAUGAUGAUGAUAAAUAACAAUUGUAUAUAUUGGUCAUGACGCUCAAUACUUUUUUUAUGUAUAUUGUACUGAGCCUCUUAUAAUGUCAACAUCAUCAUCAUUGUUAAAGUUAUGGAUCUCAGGUGUCUUUGUAUUCAGGUGUGGAUGGCCUUCAAAAUUAUAUUUUGUGUAUCUGCGUUUUAUUUCUAUUUGUUUUUUUUUAUUUUGUAAUUCUUUAAUCAAUUAAAAUUAAGCUUAAUUUUUUUUGUUAAUUAGCAUUCAAAUGCAUCAUAAAUGGAGAAAUUUUAAAGAAUAGAAAAAGAUCGAUCACGAGGCGGGAUUCGAAUCCGCGUCAUUUCGCCGAACCGUAGCAACGUCUAACCUCUAUAAUACCUCGUUUGAAUCGCGCAUCGUCAUACAAUUUUUUAUAUUCUUUAAAAUUUCUUAAAAUUUAGCUAUAUAGAAAAUUUAGUUUGCUUUUCAUAUUGGCAUGUGGAUUGUGGAUUGUUAUAUAAUUUUCGUUUAUGUUUAUAGCAUUUAUUGGACACAUUACUAAAAAUACUGAAAUGACUAAAUUUAUUGUCUUAUAUAAAACCCUCGUAAAACGGGUACUAUGAAAUGUGAAAUAUUUAGUACAGUCAAAACGUAAAUCAUGUAGAUGAACACUCAUUGACAAUUAUUUCAAUAAUAACCGUAGGUUUUCAAUACCGUGCAUAAAAUGCAUAUAUUUGUGAAGGUUUCAAUGUUUAUAAUUGUAAUAUAUUAUUUGU
Molecule: messenger RNA, 4933 nt
Organism: Zerene cesonia (dogface butterfly)
Lineage: Eukaryota; Metazoa; Arthropoda; Insecta; Lepidoptera; Pieridae
Exons: 10
Coding region: 57-1874 (605 amino acids)
Biological process (GO): meiotic chromosome condensation; mitotic sister chromatid separation
Cellular component (GO): nucleus; condensin complex
Molecular function (GO): chromatin binding
Source: RefSeq, a predicted model, not a curated record